UGUUUUAGGUAACGUUGUUAUUUACAGGAGCUGGGGCACAACAUAUCCCCGCCUCAGGUCUGUCGGAGUGUCAGAGUGGCAUUCAGAUAACCGGAGCAACCAUCUGGUCUCACGGCUCAACACUGUCUGUCUCUGGUUCCCCAAACACAGCUAGCCAGCUAGCGGCGCAGCAGUGAUGGAGUGGCUGGGCAACGGAGCUCCUAUUUACCCCGACGGAGAGCCUGGUGGUGACACGGCUUCACCGGGCAGGGGCUGCAACGUUGUUCACCCUCACCAGCAGACAUCAUCAUCAUCACACUUUUGUGAUGGUGCCAUGGAGUCACUAUGUCAGAGCCAGCAGCGUCGUGUGAAGGCCUCUAUCGUGUCCAGCUGGACACUGGCUGAGGCCCAGGACCGGCUAUGUUCUCUAGGUGUCCACAGCUCCGAGUCCGUGGAGCAGGAACGCGCUCGGACUCUGGUCUGCCCCACAGAACUCACACACACUGAGGAGGAGUGGCGCCGCAAGGAGAAUAUGCUCGGGGGUCAGGAACCCAGCCGCAGUCCGGUACUCGGAGCUGUCAGAAGCUGGGAUGUUUUUGAUAAAAGUAUCAUCAAUGUACAACAUCAAGCUGUAGAAAUGGAUCAGGACAAACGCAAGACGUUUCUCCAAAAGUAUGAGCAAGAGCUCAGGCAUUUUGGUAUGUUGCGGAGAUGGGACGACAGUCAGCGAUUCCUUGCAGACAUGCCUCAGCUCAUCUGUGAGGAAACAGCCAACUUUUUAAUUCUAUGGUGCAUCAGACUACAGCAAGAAAGGAAAGAAGCUCUAAUGGAGCAGGUGGCGCACCAAGCUGUUGUCAUGCAGUUCAUCCUGGAGAUGGCCUCAAACUCCCAGCAGGAUCCUAGAGGCUGCUUUAGACAGUUCUUCCACAAAGCCAAAGAAGGACAAGACGUCUACUUAGAAGUCUUCCAUACAGAGCUCGAGGCCUUCAAAUACAGACUGAAAGACUACGCUGUGAAGUGUAAAGGUGAUACACCCAACAACACUGAACAGCAGAGUACUGACACACGCUACAGACUCGCCCCCAAAGAAGCCCAGGACUCUUUACCUCCACAGGUGGCAGACUACUCAAUGAAGCGCUGUCUGGAGGAGGGACUGUGGACAAGCACAGGGAGGUGGACAAAAGAGGAAGCCACAGAAACAGACGAUAUACGCAUGAUGGAGACCUCCUAGGGAAUGUGGGGUCGGCCACUGCUUUUCUUCC
Molecule: messenger RNA, 1241 nt
Organism: Scomber scombrus (Atlantic mackerel)
Lineage: Eukaryota; Metazoa; Chordata; Actinopteri; Scombriformes; Scombridae
Gene: cdc37l1
Product: cell division cycle 37-like 1
Exons: 7
Coding region: 176-1210 (344 amino acids)
Biological process (GO): protein folding; protein stabilization
Cellular component (GO): cytoplasm
Molecular function (GO): protein-folding chaperone binding; heat shock protein binding
Source: RefSeq, a predicted model, not a curated record